This is a messenger RNA of Clarias gariepinus (North African catfish), 1477 nucleotides long. Its product is annotated as CD209 antigen-like protein C. The transcript is spliced from 8 exons. Bases 238 to 1032 code for a protein of 264 amino acids. The record is from RefSeq and is a predicted model, not a curated record. NCBI's taxonomy places the organism in Eukaryota, Metazoa, Chordata, Actinopteri, Siluriformes, Clariidae.
CCUAAGAAUAUUUCUUGGUUCUAGAGGGCGUGCUUUAUAGUUCUGGUCUCAGAACACAGAAAAUGUGAAUUAGCGAUACUGGAUUACAGAAGAUCCAUACCUGUGCAUAGACAACGCUGAUUAAUGGUCAUGUGUGCAUUUCUCUGAACAGUGGUUUUCCUGUUUCAACUAAAGUAAGCACUUACUAGUACCAACUAACAACGCACAAGACAAGAUCAGAACAGAACUUGAGAGACCAUGGACACAGAGGAAGUGACUUCGGUAGAGAUGAGAGAACUCACUCUGGCAGACGUACAAGAAGAUAAGGCUGCAGAGAAAGGCCAGAUUAAAGGGACAAAAGAAAAAGCACAAGAAGAAGAAGGAGAAACUAAUGCAUACUUCAAAGUCAGCAAUAUAUCAGAAAGUUUUUCUACAGCUGCGCUGAUCAGAUCCACUCCAAAACAAGACAAAGAUGUUUACAAGAAACUUUAUCUGUUCAAGUGGAUUUCGGCUGUUUUCAUCGUUCUUACUUUGGUCUUACUGGCUGUGGUUCUUGCUCUGGUUGUAAAGUUAUAUGAACCUCAGUCCUGCCAGAAUUGUGAUGCUCUCUCCCUUAAAACAGAGAGAAUACCUUACACCUCAAACCAAGAGUAUCAGUGCUCUGAGUGUCCUAAGGACUGGGUUAGAGUUAACAACUCCUGCUACUUCUUAGCGAAGGAGCGUCUUAGCUGGCAGGAGAGCAGGAAGUCAUGUCAGAAACAGGGUGGAGACCUGGCGGUCAUUGACAAUGAAAGCGAGCAGAGACUUCUAUCUCGCAUUCGGGGCCUGCUGUACUGGAUUGGACUGCAGUAUUCCGAAAAUAAGCAGUGGAUGUGGGUUAACAAUAACGCACUAACCAAGAACUACUGGGCCCAGGACCAGCCAGUGUUGGACCCUCAAGGCACCUGCACAAUGCUGAAAGGACAGAUGCCAUACACGAACAACUGGCACUCAAACCCCUGUACCGCGACCGCACAUUACAUAUGCCAGAUUUCUUUAUUGAAGAAAAAGUAACCAUUACACCACCUAAAGUAUAUCCACUUCAUUUACUUUUAAUAUAAUCAUUUUACUCUAUUACAUGUCUUUUACAAAUGAAGUUUAUAAACAGUAACAAAUACAGAAUCAGCACACAAAAACAAUCAAGUAGACAGACUGAGAAAAUAAGACAUCUUAAGUGUAUUCAUAGAAAGUGACUUUGUGCGCAUAUUACUUGUAAAUUCUAAGGCUUUCAAUUGCACUCAUAUGAAAUUGCUUUGCACUUGUUUCUUUGAAACCUUAUUUGCACUAAAAACCUAUGAAGAAUGUAUUAUAAAACUAAAUGUAUACCUAUAUACUGUAGCUGCCAUUAAAUCAGUAGUGAGACAUCAUUGUCUUCAAAGUGAUUCAAUUUAAAAUUCUACUGUUUAAUUUUCAAAUUUGUAAUUCACCCUUUUCUAACCCACAUAAUUUCUAUGUGAUG